AUAAAAACACCGGUGCUGUUUAUAUUUUUUUCGUAAAUAAAAUCUUAAUUUAGUUUUUUGCAAGUUCCGUUUAUUGUUUCAAUGUAUGCUAAAUGAUUCAAUGAAUCAACAAAGAUAAUAUUAGAUAAUAUAAUUUCAAUGACUUUCUUUUCUCAUUGAGUGAUUACUACAAAAAUUUAAUUUAUAGGUUUUCGACAUUCGACACGUCGAAUUAUGCAGUUUUUAUAAUUUUUUUUUGAUAUUAUUUAUUUUAUUGCUCAAAAUGCAAGCUGAAGUAAAAGCAAUAGUUCAACAAUCAUUAAAAAAAGCUCGAGAACAUGAUUCAAGAGGAAAUGUAGGACAAGCAUACGCUUAUUUUACAGCAGUUGUUGAAUUGUCGCCGGAAAAUCGUUCAACAGUGGAAAAAGAAUUUACAGACGUUUUGUGCGAAUGGGGCAUGCAACUGGAACAAAAUAAUCGAAUGAAAGAUGUUAUAAAAUGUUAUGAACAUUCUUUAGAACAUUAUCCAAAAAAUUCGCGAAUGCUUAACAAUUUUGCUGCCCAUCUUUUAAGGAAUGAAGAACCAAUGAAGGCGAUAAAAUAUCUUAAACAAGCUCUAGAGGCAGAUUCAAAUUUUUUACCAGCUGAGAGAAAUUUACAAAAUGCUUAUAGUAUGGCAGUGGAUCGUUGGCAUUUUCCAAUGCUAAAUGAUAAACAGAGAAAUCAUGCGUUCGACAAAGCGAUAAGAAAAAAAAUUGCACUUGGAUAUGAUUUGGUACUUGACAUUGGUACUGGCACUGGUUUAUUAAGUUUAUAUGCACAAGAUGCUGGUGCAGUGAAAAUUUUUGCUUGCGAAAGUUCCUCGACAAUGUCGGAAAUUGCUAGAAAUGUAUUUCACGAAAAUAAUGCAUCGGCGGUAAAAUUAAUUUCAAAGAUGUCAACGGAUUUGAAAAUUAAAGAAGAUAUUCCUGAAAGAGUAAAAUUAAUUGUCACUGAGACAUUUGACGCAGGUCUUUUUGGUGAACUUGUGGUUCCAACAUUAAUUGAUGCGCACGAGAGACUUUUAUCUGAUUCCGGUAUUGUAAUACCAUCAAAUGCAACUCUCUAUGUGGCUGCAAUUGAAUGUGAAUAUAUUCGAUUUCAUUCGUCAGUAAGAUUUUGUAAUGCUCAUCAUUUUGGUGAAUUAAAUUUCAAAAAAAUAUCACUUCUACCAGAUGAAUCGUAUUAUGAUACGGAAAAUUUACAAAAUGUCAAAAUUUCACACAUCACCGAACCACGUGAUAUUUUACAUGUUAAUUUCAAUGAUUUCAAUGAAUUAUCAUGUUUCACUGUGGAUGGUGUAAAAAAUUUAAUACAAGUUGAAUGUCGUUACGCGGGAAUAAUUGACGGUCUCGUUGCAUGGUUUAAAUUACAUCUUGAUGAAGAAAUAACAAUAGAUUCAUCGCAGGGUAAAUCGUGUUGGCAAAUUGCCGUUUUUCCCUCGAUACCCACAAAUUGUGAGCAAGGUGAUAAAAUAUUUAUAUCAGCCGAAAUGGCAUCAAAUAAAUUGAGAUGUUGCUAUAAACGAAAUCGUUGCGAGGAAAUUGAGGAGGAAAUUAUUUUUCAUGUUAAUAAAGAAGUGAUUAUGUUUUUAAAUGAUACAAAAUAUAUUUCGUCAUUGAUACAAGAAGCAUUGGAGGAAAAUGAUGAAAUUGAAAGUAUAUUGGACACAUGUCCUUUUCCAAUUUAUGGAUUAACGGUGAUGAAAAAUAAUUCUAAUUGUAAAAUUUUAUAUUAUCAAAGUGAUGAUUUAAUGUUAUGCACAUUUAUUAAUAAAGUUUUCGAGGAUAGUCAAAUAAAGGGAGAAAUUCGAUUUAUCAACGAUUUCAGUAAAAUUCGUUCCAAGCUCGAUAGAAUUUUUAUUCAUAAUUUUGAUAUUAAGGGAGAAUUGAAGGAUUGGGGACAGGAAAGAUAUCACGAUUCUUUUAGUUGUUUACUAAAUCCAAAAGGAAAUUUACUACCGACUAAAAUUUUUUUAAUGGGACAAUUAGUAUUUUCCGAGGAUUUACCUAAAAUGGUUAGAGUUAAAAAUUCGAAUCUCCAAAGAUUUAACGCCAGUUCGGAAAAGAAUUCUGACGAUGAUAAUUCUUGUGAAAGUAAUCCAACACUUUUGGAUGAGAGUUCAAAUUACAAAAUCGCAGAAUUUAUCAACGAGUACCAGAUAAAUCAGGUAUUUGAUUUAAAUUCAAGUCUUUAUCAGCAUGAAGUGGUGUCAGAGGUGAAAACACUUUUGGAAAUGGAUGAAACUGAAAUACGCGAAUGUGUUGUAAAUUUUGGAAAAUUUCAAACUACAAAAAAAUUGCCAAACGCUUUGCUAGUUUGGUUUAGAAUUCAUUUGUCAGAGAAUAAUGUGUGUGAGACAAAAAGGGACGAUUCAUUCAUGAAUCAUAUGGCAGUGGUAAUGGAGGACGAAAUUAAAAAUUCUGUUCAACUUGACAAUGAAGUGAUUAUUAAAAUUCUUCAAAUGAGAGAUUUAAUUCGUAUCAGUGUAGGAAGGUAGGACUAAUUUAUACAAAAUUUACAAUUUUAAUUUGUAAAUUUUUUCAAUUACAAAAAAAAUGUUCUAUUUUUUUAAAUUACAAUUUACAAAAAAUGUGUUUUUAAUUUUCAAUAAAAUCAUUUAUAUUUCCGUCAAAAGAUUGGAAAUUCUAAAAAAAUUUUUUUGAUUAA
Molecule: messenger RNA, 2688 nt
Organism: Leptopilina boulardi
Lineage: Eukaryota; Metazoa; Arthropoda; Insecta; Hymenoptera; Figitidae
Product: protein arginine N-methyltransferase 9-like
Exons: 9
Coding region: 263-2518 (751 amino acids)
Biological process (GO): peptidyl-arginine methylation
Molecular function (GO): protein-arginine omega-N monomethyltransferase activity; protein binding
Source: RefSeq, a predicted model, not a curated record